CGUCGUUUGGCAGACGUUUAGUAAGCAAAUUUGCUACUUCCCGUGUGCUUUAGACUUAAAGGACGAAACCAACCACUUGGCACCAAAAAAACUUCUCUUUCUUCGCUCUUCAAUUGUGAUCAUCAUUCUCUGCAUCGCGUUGAGUUGGUGGUGAUUGAAGAAAGAGUAAUGGUUAUGAACUUCACCUAGAUACUCUUUAUCAUCUCGGCCGAGUAUUGGGUAAACGUCGUCGUCUCUGUUUCUGGAUUCAAGAACUGUAACAUAAUCUAUUCUCAAGUCGCGGGAUUUGAUUCAAUGGCUUCUUCAGAAGUAUCUACUUGUGCCAAGAAUAUUCCAAAACCUCCUCCUCUUCCUCGUGUAACCUACCAAGCUUCCAGAAGCAAACCCUCGAGCUCAUCAUCACGCCUUGUGCCCCAAGAAACAAUAGAAACUUGGGAUAAGCUUUUCAAAGAAGGCACUGGAGCAGAUACAUACGUUGAAGUCGAUAACAAAUCUCAUUUUCUAGCCCAUUCAUACAUACUGGCUGCAGCUUCACCUGUAAUGCCACAGCUUCUACAUCAGUCAAGGGACAAAAAAGGAAAUUCACACCUCAAGUUCCUCGGAGUGCCUCAAGAAGCUGUCUACAUGUUCAUUCGGUUUCUCUACUCUUGCAGCUACGAGGAGGAAGACAUGAAGAAGUACGUGCUCCCUUUGUUGGUUCUCUCACACUGCUACUCGGUCCCAUCUCUCAAAAGAGUCUGCGUAGAGGUUCUCGGUCAAGGAUGGAUCAACAAGGAGAAUGUCAUCGACGUGCUCCAGCUAGCUCGAACCUGCGACGCCGCGAGGAUCAGCUUUCUAUGCGUUUCAAUGGUCAUCAGAGACUUUAAGUCUGUAUCUUCAACGGAAGGAUGGAAGGUGAUGACGCGAGGUGAUCGUAAGCUAGAGCAAGAGCUUCUUGAGGCGGUGGUGGAGGCAGACGCUAGGAAGAAAGAGAGGAGGAAGAAGGUGGAGGAGAGGAGAAUGUAUUUGGAGCUUUAUGAAGCUGUGGAGGCUCUUGUUCAUAUAUAUAGAGAAGGUUGUGGGACGAUAGGGCCUCGAGGUAAAGCGCUUAAGGGAAGCAAAGCUGUGUGUGAGUUCUCGGCUUGUAAAGGUGUUGAAGGUGGGCUUAGACAUUUCUUGGGAUGCAAGUCUGCUAGGGCUUCGUGUGGUCAUUGUAAAAGGAUGUGGCAGCUUAUUCAGCUUCACUCUUGUCUCUGUGGUAGUUCUGAUUCUUGCGAGGUCCCUCUCUGCCGGAACUUCAAGGAGAAGAUGAAGAAGAUUAGCAAGAGAGAAGAGUCUAAAUGGAGGUUGCUUGCGGAAAACGUUACUACAGCUGCUAAAAGAAGUCUUGGUCCAUUCUAUUCUUCACGCCGUUCUGCUUUGAUAUAAGAUAGGUUUUAGAGUCAUUGAAGUGUAAAUAUAUACAAGGGAUAGGGAUAAAGACUAUGUGUCAUGAACAAGGCCCACCAUAGUGGUUUUGGAACAAAUGUUGUCUUCACCAUGUUGUUGGUUACUUUGUUAUAUACAUGCUGAGUCUUGAUCUUUGACAGUGUUGUAAAGAAGUUUUCUCAUCAUCAUACAAUUCUUUUUUUUUUGUA
Messenger RNA from Brassica rapa (field mustard), 1616 nucleotides. RefSeq names its product BTB/POZ and TAZ domain-containing protein 3. The record is from RefSeq and is a predicted model, not a curated record. Gene Ontology annotation, molecular function: protein binding. NCBI's taxonomy places the organism in Eukaryota, Viridiplantae, Streptophyta, Magnoliopsida, Brassicales, Brassicaceae.